AUGACGCUUGCGGACGAGGGCGGGGUCAAGGACGUGAGGAAGAGAAGGGAGACGGGAGACGGCCCGGGGAGGCGGGAGCCGCAGAGGGGAAGGACCGGACAGACCGAGGUGACAGACUGGAGGAAGGAGGACAUCCCCCGGGGUCAGGCUGGGGGUCAGAGACGCGAGUCAAGUUCUGGCCAGUCUGAGAGGCAGCGGUCUGACUUUCGGGAUGGUCAGUCCCGAGAGCCCGAGGUGGACAUCGAGCUACGGUCAGUCAGAGAAGAAGAUUCCCGCUCUGAUCAGUCUGAGAGGCAGCGAUCUGACUUCCGAGAUGGUCAGUCCGAGAGCCCGAGAUGGACAUCGAGCUACGGCCAGUCAGAGAGGAGGGAUUCCCGCUCUGGCCCCUCGUGGCAGUCGUGCGAGUCCCUGAGGGCCCGCCGGGCGGCCGGGACAGGGCAAGAGAGAGACGAGGGACAGAGCCGCCGGCCUCAGGGAGGAUACACCGACGACGAGGAGCAGAGCCGCCAGGCUCGGGAUGGACAGCGGCGCCAGUCUCGGGUGGACAAGCAGAAGAGGAGGGACCAGACCAUCCAGGCUGGUGGCGUCCAAGGAGGGGCCAGUCUCGGGGCAGGCAGCAGUGCCCGUCUCAGGACUGGCAAACAGAUGAAGAGGAACCAAGUCGCCAGACUCGGGAUGAGCAGCGCCGCCAGUCUCGGGAAAGACGAAGGACAGAGCCGCCAGUCUCAGGACAGAUACACAGACGAAGAGGAGGCAGGAGCCGCCAGGCUCGGGGUGGACAGCGACGCCAGUCCUCGGGGUGGACAAGCGGAAGAAGAGGACCAGAGGAGUCCAGGGCCCAAACUGGCAGUCGUGCGAGUCCAUGAAGGCCCACCGGGCGGGCCGGACAGGGCAGGGAGGGACGAAGGACAAAGCCGUCAGCCUCAGGACGGAUACACCGACGACGAGGAGCAGAGCCGCCAGGCUCGGGGUGGACAGCGACGCCAAUCCCGGGGUGGACAAGCAGAAGAGGAGGACCAGACCAUCCAGGCUGGUGGCGGGCAGAGGCGCCAGUCUCGGGGCAGACAGCAGUACCCUUCUCAGGACUGGCAAACAGAUGAUGAGGAACAGAGUCGCCAGAUUCGGGAUGGGCAGCGGCGCCAGUCUCGGGCAAACAGGGAAGAUGAGGACCGGAGUCGCCAGAUUCGGGAUGGGCAGCGGCGCCAGUACCAGGCAAACAUGGAAGAUGAGGACCAGAGUCGCCAGGCUCGGGACGGGCAGCGGCACCAGGCUCGGGGAGGAUACAUAGAAGAGGAGGAACAGAGCCGGGAAAAGAAGCGAACCUCCCAGCCGGCCACUUCGCUCUGCCACCAGGGCCCAAACUGGCAGUCGUGCGAGUCCCUGAAGGCCCUCCGGGCGGGCCGGACAGGGCAAGGGAGGGCCGAAGGACAAAACCGUCAGCCUCAGGACGCAUACACCGACGAUGAGGAGCAGAGCCGCCAGGCUCGGGGUGGACAGCGACGCCAAUCCCGGGGUGGACAAGCAGAAGAGGAGGACCAGACCAUCCAGGCUGGCGGCGGGCAGAGGCGCCAGUCUCGGGGCAGACAGCAGUACCCUUCUCAGGACUGGCAAACAGAUGAUGAGGAACAGAGUCGCCAGAUUCGGGAUGGGCAGCGGCGCCAGUCUCGGGCAAACAGGGAAGAUGAGGACCAAGAGUCGACAGGCUCGGGAUGGGGAGAGACGAAGGGCAGAGACGCCAGCGUCAGGGGCGGAUACACCGACGACGAGGAGCAGAGCCGCCAGGCUCGGAGUGGACAAACUGAAGAGGAGGACCGGAGUGUCCAGGCACGCCAGUCUCGGGGGCAGCAGCAGUUUCUGUCUCAGGACUGGCAAACAGAUGAAGAGGAACCAAGUCGCCAGACUCCGGAUGGGCGAGACCCAACGACCACCCGCUUGGCCGGGGGGCAACAGCGCCUGGAAACAGACCCCCCAAGGCCGUGGGAGUGCCCGGGGCGCAGGGAGCUGAAGGGCAACGAGUCCGAUUCAGAUGCAGCUGGCCACCUGGCCGUGCCCCAGUAUCCGCUCUACGAGUAUGUCCACGAGCAGAGCUCCCACCAUUACCAAGCAUCAUCCGACAUUUCCGAGAUCUUCAACCACUACGCCACGUGCGACGGCGAUGACGUCACGCUGAAACAAGGGCGAGCUGAGGACCCUCCUCCAGCGCGAGUUCGGAGAUGUCCUUCGGGUGGCCCAGGCUGCUACAGCGCCCUGAGCCAGGUAGCGGGGAACACCAAGAACGAGAGAGGUCGCGACUUCUCUCAGGAACGCCUGUCGCGACAGGAGGAAGAUCAGCGCUGCCGAGGACUGCGCGACGGGGAGCAGCGUCGACAGCAGGAGCAGGAGGAAGAGCUACAGCGCGAGAGGCGCUGUGAGGAGGAGGAGGAGGAGGAACAGCGUCAAAGGCAGCGAGAAGAAAGGCGUGAACAGCGCUGUGACGAAGAGGCACAGCGUGAAAGGCAACGCCAACAGCGCUGUGAAGAGGAACGGCGCCAAAGACAGCGCGAAAGACAACGCGAGCAGCGCUGUGAGGAGGAACAGCGCGAGCAGCGCUGUGAGGGGGAGGAACAGCGUCAGAGACAGCGCGAAGAACGCUGUGAGGAAGAGGAGCAACGGGAAAGACGGCGUGAGCAGCGCUGGGAGGAAGAACAGCGUCAGAGAGAACGGGAGCGGCGUUGUGAGGAAGAGGCGCAGCGAGAACUGCAGCGCGAAAGACGUCGUGAACAGCGCUGUGAGGAGGAACAGCGCGAACAGCGCUGCGAGGAGGAGCAGCGUGAGAGACGUCGUGAACAGCGCUGCGAGGAGGAGGAACAGCGUCUGAGACAGGGUGAGCGGCGCUGCGAGGAGGAACAGCGUGAGAGACGUCGUGAACAGCGCUGCGAGGAGGAGGAACAGCGUCUGAGACAGCGUGAGCGGCGCUGCGAGGAGGAACAGCGUGAGAGACGGCGUGAGCAGCGCUGCGAGGAGGAACAGCGUGAGAGACGGCGUGAACAGCGCUGCGAGGAGGAGGAACAGCGUCUGAGACAGCGUGAGCAGCGCUGCGAGGAGGAACAGCGUGAGAGACGUCGCGAACAGCGCUGUGAGGAGGAGGAACAGCGUCUGAGACAGCGUGAGCAGCGCUGCGAGGAGGAACAGCGAGAGAGACGUCGCGAACAGCGCUGCGAGGAGGAGGAACAGCGUCUGAGACAGCGUGAGCAGCGCUGCGAGGAGGAACAGCGAGAGAGACGUCGCGAACAGCGCUGCGAGGAGGAGGAACAGCGUCUGAGACAGCGUGAACAGCGCUGCGAGGAGGAACAGCGAGAGAGACGUCGCGAACAGCGCUGCGAGGAGGAGGAACAGCGUCUGAGACAGCGUGAGCAGCGCUGCGAGGAGGAACAGCGUGAGAGACGUCGCGAACAACGCUGCGAGGAGGAGGAACAGCGUCUGAGACAGCGUGAGCAGCGCUGCGAGGAGGAACAGCGUGAGAGACGUCGUGAACAGCGCUGCGAGGACGAGGAACAGGUUCUGAGACAGAGUGAGCAGCGCUGCGAGGAGGAACAGCGUGAGAGAUUCAGUGGACAGUGCUGUGAGGACGAAGAACAGCUCCUGAGGCAGCGCAAGCAGAGCUGCGCGGAGGAGGAGGAACAGCGUCUGAGACAGCGGCUAAGGCGGCGCGAAGAAAAACGGCGUCUAAGGCAGCAAGAGGAGCGUUGUGAGGAGGAGAGGCGACAGAGGCAGCGCCAAAGGGACGAAGCCUGCGAGGGAGCCAAGCGUCGCCCCGUGAGCUGGAGGUGGCAGGUGGAGAGGGAAGGCCAGGCCCGCCAGAACAAGCUCUACUCCCGACCCCGGGUGCCAGAGCGGGUCCGCCGGCCGGCCCGGGACCAACGACUCCAAGACGCUGAAGAGAGCUGCCGACGGGAAAAGGAAAGGCGGCGCAGGGAGGAGGAGGAGCAGUUCCGCAGACUGGACCGGGACCAACGACUCCGUGAAGAGGAGGAGGAGGAGGAGGAGGAACAAAGGGCCCGGGACGUGGAGCAGAACCGGAGCCUGAACUGGGAGUGGCAGUGGCAGUGGCAACCAGAAAAGGAAAAUGUGGUCCGCAACAAGAAACUCUUCUCUAAAGUCCGCGAGGUCGACGAGGCGGAGCAGUUGCAGUUCCAGGACUUGCCGUCCAUGGAGGAAGGGGAUUGUGGCUGCGAGGGAGGAGGAAGAGGAAGAACAAAGACUCGCCAGGAACGAGAGAGGAAACUUCAAGAAGAGGAGCUGGAGGAGGAGGUUCAAGAGCUGAAGAGACUCCGCCGAGAUCGCGACAGAAAGCUCCGGGAGGAAGAACGACUCCGUAGGGAGGAGGAGGAGGUAGAACAGGAGCUGGAGGAACUCCGCCGGGAACGGGGCAGGAAGCUCCGGGAAGAAGAGCAGCUCCGUAAAGAGGGAAGAGGAAGUAGAACAGGAGUUGAAGGAACUCCGCCGGGAACGGGGCAGGAAACUCCGGGAAGAAGAGCAGCUUCGUCAAGAAGAGCGGGAGGAAGAGAAGAGGCGUCGUCAGGAGCGAGAGAGGAAACUCCGGGAGAGGAAUUGGAGGAGGAGACGGUGCAAGAGCUGAAGAGGCUCCGCAGAGAACGGGACAGAAUACUUCGGGAGGAAGAGGAAGAGCAGAGAUUCAGCCGGGAACGGGACAGGAAGCUUCGGGAGGAAGAACAGCUCCUCAGGGAGGAGCAGGAGGAGGAGCAGAGAUACCGCCGGGAACGGGAAAGGAAGCUUCGGCAGGAAGAACAGCUCCGUAAAGAAGAGCGAGAGGAAGAACAGAGACGUCGCCAGGAGGGGGAGAGGAAACUCCAAGAGGAGGAGCAAGAUUUGAAGAGGCUCCGCCGAGAACGAGAACGGAAACUCCGGGGGAGGAGGAAGUAGAACAAGAGCUGAAGAGACUCCGCCGGGGACGGGACAGGAAAGUCCGGGAGGAGAAGCGGAGCAGAAUCGCUUCCAGAUCCAAGACCGGCAGACCUCCGAUCCCAGGUGUCGUCCCUUACCGAAUCCGACCGUCCGCUCCAGUCCCCUCUAUGAGUACAUCCAAGAACAGAGAUCGCAAUAUUGUCCCUAAAAAGGACCAUCGACCAGGGCUUCUGACAACCAGGAACAGGACGUGCGACGAACCAAGUU
Ornithorhynchus anatinus (platypus) is the source of this 5172-nucleotide messenger RNA. RefSeq names its product trichohyalin (gene TCHH). Bases 1 to 4923 code for a protein of 1640 amino acids. The record is from RefSeq and is a predicted model, not a curated record. The transcript has 10 exons. NCBI's taxonomy places the organism in Eukaryota, Metazoa, Chordata, Mammalia, Monotremata, Ornithorhynchidae.